UACAUUCAAAACAUUUUGUUCGUUUUAGUGUGGAUUUUUCAGUUUUCAAAACAAAUCAUUUCCUUCCGAAACAGGUAAACAUACGCUACACAAACGUAUUUACAACGAAUUGUUAUACACAAAAAUAAACUUAAAUGGAUAAUAUAUUUGUAUUGUACUUUGCUAUGGUAAUAUAUGUGCUAGGAUUAUUUAAUGUACGUUGCGAUGACAGUACAACCGGAUGUAAGACUUUGGUAGUCGAUUAUAACGUGCUCCUUCAACUGACGAAACUAGACGAGAAAAUUUCCAAAAUGGAGGCGAAAAUUUCCAAACAAGAGACAAUAACUGACAAACAUGGACAAGAAAUAAGAGACAAUCGUGACGCCUUUGAGAAGAACAAUGCCCAUGGAUCUACGUACAUUCGUUGGGGUCGGACAACGUGUCCUAGUGGAUCUACCGAAGUUUAUAAAGGAUAUACAGCAGGUUCCUUUUAUGAGCAUAGUGGUGCAGCCGCACGUCCGUUAUGUUUAACUACAAAACCAACAUGGCUCUAUUUUACAACAAAGGAAGAACCAGUGGCAAGAAUCUACGGAGCCGAGUAUCAGACACAAAUGUACAGCAAAUGGAGUUAUUUACAUAACCAUGACGUGCCAUGUGUUGUUUGUCGCGUACCUCAUAAUGACGUGUUAAUGGUGCCAGGAACUUCCAUUUGUCCAAAUUCUUACAGUCUACAAUACAACGGCUAUUUGAUGGCGGGCAAGUUCUCACAUCCGGCAGCUACUGAUUACAUUUGUGUUGAUGGUCGUCCUGAAACAAUUGACAGGAGUUAUGAAAACAGUAACGGUUUUUUACUGUACUUUGUUCAAGCAAGAUGCGGUUCUCUCUCCUGUGGCCCUUAUGUACACAAUCGGGAGGUAACAUGCUCUGUGUGUACAUUUUCUUAAACUACUGAAUCUUGAUUCCACAGAUAUAAAACGAUAUGAUUGAUCAAGAAACCCUAUU
Ruditapes philippinarum (Manila clam) is the source of this 981-nucleotide messenger RNA. RefSeq lists its product as uncharacterized. The record is from RefSeq and is a predicted model, not a curated record. The transcript has 2 exons. Lineage: Eukaryota; Metazoa; Mollusca; Bivalvia; Venerida; Veneridae. The coding region runs from base 135 to 923 and encodes 262 amino acids.